UCCGGGCGUGGUCGUGGCGGGGUUUAGGAACCAUAYGCGAUUCCCGUUGGCUCCUGGACAUGACAGACGUGGGUCGGGCGUGUCUGAAGUGUGAAAGUGGGCAUGUUAUCAGCGGUCAAAGGAAGUGGCUAGUUUUCCAUUCCAUCCAUUCAUAGCGCAACCGCUCAUAACGUGCACUGACGCAUAGGCGAGAUAGGGAUCAGCGAGCGAGAGAGAGACAGAGAGAGGGUUGGAUUAGGGCACUGACAGCCACCUCAGUCAAACAGUUGAGAGACACACGAUCACAACCUGCUGAGGGGGCAAAACUAACGGGACCGGAAAGUCUAAAUCCAAUCCAGAUCACCUCUUAACCGAUUAGGGAGAGAGGACCAACCGACCACCUCGAGACCUUGAAAAUUGAAAAGAGGGCAGAGUUGGAGAGUAAAACAAUCAGUUUUGAAAAAGAAGUCAAAUUGAUCUAUCCAGCCAUCCUAUACUCUGAACCAUGGAGCGCAAAAUCCCUGACUUCGCUGGUACCUGGAAGAUGAAGAGCUCAGAGAACUUCGAGGAGCUUCUCAAAGCGCUGGGUG
This is a messenger RNA of Salvelinus sp. IW2-2015, 569 nucleotides long. The record is from RefSeq and is a predicted model, not a curated record. Lineage: Eukaryota; Metazoa; Chordata; Actinopteri; Salmoniformes; Salmonidae.